AUGGGCAACACAGAGAAACUGCUGAAUCAGAUUAUGGACCUCAAGUUCACAUCAAAAUCGCUGCAAAGGCAAGCCCGAAAGUGCGAGAAGGAAGAGAAAUCGGAGAAACUUAAGGUAAAGAAAGCGAUCGAGAAGGGGAAUAUGGAUGGUGCUCGGAUCUACGCCGAGAACGCCAUCCGGAAGAGAACCGAGCAGAUGAACUACCUCAGGCUCGCGUCUAGACUCGACGCCGUUGUGGCUAGGCUCGAUACCCAGGCUAAAAUGACAACCAUUAACAAGUCCAUGGCCUCCAUCGUUAAAUCUCUCGAGUCUUCUCUCGCUACAGGUAAUUUGCAGAAAAUGUCAGAGACUAUGGAUCAAUUUGAAAAGCAGUUCGUAAAUAUGGAGGUCCAAGCAGAGUUCAUGGAGAAUGCAAUGGCUGGAUCUACCUCACUAUCUACACCUGAAGGUGAGGUCAAUAGCUUGAUGCAGCAAGUUGCUGAUGAUUAUUUUGGAGGUCUCUGUUGGGCUUCCUCAGCCUGCUGCACAUGCAGUGGCAACCAAGUCACAGAAAAGGUUGAUGAGGAUGAUUUGUCAAGGAGACUCGCAGAUUUAAAGGCCAGGGGAUAA
Jatropha curcas is the source of this 609-nucleotide messenger RNA. RefSeq names its product charged multivesicular body protein 1. The record is from RefSeq and is marked provisional. NCBI's taxonomy places the organism in Eukaryota, Viridiplantae, Streptophyta, Magnoliopsida, Malpighiales, Euphorbiaceae. Gene Ontology annotation, biological process: vacuolar transport.